AUGGCUGGGAGAAAGAACAGCAACAAUGAGAUACAAGAUCAACUUGAUCCAUACUACAUUCAUCCAUCUGAAAAUCCUGCAAUUGUUUGUGUUACACCAGCUUUAUCUGGAGAAAAUUAUCAUGCGUGGUCGAUGAAGAUGGGAAGAGUGUUGGCCAUGAAGAAUAAAUUUCAGUUUGUUGAUGGAACAAUUGAAGUACCUAAUUGCAACAAUCUCAAUUACGUUGCAUGGCAGAGAUGCAAAAUCUUGGGUCGAUUUAUGAGAGGAGACAAGAUUCAUGUUGCACAACUAUAUCAAGAGAUUUCAAACCUAAAGAAAGGAAGCAAGAAAAUCUCUGAUUAUUUCACAGAGUUGAGGAGAUUAUGGGAGGAACUUGAUCAAUAUAGGCCAAUGCCAAAUUGUACAUGUCAUGUGACUUGUGCAUGCCUUGCCGUGAGGAACAGCGGAAGCUUUAGAGCUGAAGAUCGUAUAAUUCAGUUCUUGAUUGGCUUGAAUGAAGAGUUCCAUGGAGUUGUUUCCUAA
Vicia villosa (hairy vetch) is the source of this 522-nucleotide messenger RNA. RefSeq lists its product as uncharacterized. The transcript has 2 exons. The record is from RefSeq and is a predicted model, not a curated record. Bases 1 to 522 code for a protein of 173 amino acids. NCBI's taxonomy places the organism in Eukaryota, Viridiplantae, Streptophyta, Magnoliopsida, Fabales, Fabaceae.